This is a messenger RNA of Pochonia chlamydosporia 170, 2931 nucleotides long. Its product is annotated as zinc finger domain-containing protein. The record is from RefSeq and is a predicted model, not a curated record. The coding region runs from base 1 to 2931 and encodes 976 amino acids. NCBI's taxonomy places the organism in Eukaryota, Fungi, Ascomycota, Sordariomycetes, Hypocreales, Clavicipitaceae. The transcript is spliced from 4 exons.
AUGGAGACAGGCAAACGGUCUUCGUUUGACGAGAUAAGCAUCGCGGCUCUGCGAAGAUUUACUCGCACGCCUACAAGCCAUCGAUUGAGCCUCAGGCGCUCGACAUCGGGCUCGACAUCUUCAGCGUCCAUCAAGUCCUUUGAGUCUGACAAGCAACCGCCAUGUGUUUAUGAAACGACGCGUGACACUCCGUCUGAUGAAUGUGCCCUGCAUAGAUUCAUUGUCUGGGCCGCGGUUAAACGAAAUGUCUGCCCCAAGAUGACCGCUGAGGAGCGAAGGGAAUGCCCUCUGCUUCGCUGUCGAAAGCGUUUUCCCAACCAUGAGCUUUUGCUUCAGCACCUCUAUAGCUGUGAGCACCUUGAAUCUGGAGAGUAUUGGUGCUAUGACUGUGGCAAGGUCGAGACGUUCCAUGAGAUGAAUAAGUGCCGACGCUGUCUCGGUCACCCUUCGAAGCGAAAGAAGCUCAUGUCCUUGGCUAAGUCGGUAUUCUCGAACUUGGGACGACCUAAAACUGCCUCCCUGCCUCCCCUGGAACUUGAAAUCGAGGAGAGUCCACCCAGUUACGACUACUCGGUUCAUGGGCAAGCUGUCCAACAGUUUGAGCUACAGUCUAAUGAGAUACACGAGAUUGAUUCAAGUGAGGUUACUCUUGCUACGAUUCCUGAGGACCGGGAGGUUCUCGAACAUGAUUUUCUGAGCCGAUCAUCCUCCACAUCCUCCACAUAUACGCGCCCACUAUCAGUCUGCUCACGACAGUCGAUGGGCGGCAGCCAAGAGCCUGUGAACUACGAAUCAUACAUCAAAUGGUCUCCCUCUCCGCCGGUGAAGACUAUCUCACCAGCCGAUCUUGUUAAGCCGACACCGGUGAACCCCACUGUCAAACCAGCACUGCAACUCAAUACAACAACUGCCCUGGAUUUUUAUCGAGCUCGGUCGAGACGUCGGAGUAAAAACUUGCAGCCCAGCUCAUCAGUACGGUCUACAAGCAGCACAACUAGCACGAACAGCACAUCGAGUACGGCAAGCUGCACCAUUUCCCCCAUGUCAGCAUGGUCUGACGCUUGGGCAAAUGGUACUGGGUUUGAAUCGACCUUGACCUCUCCGGCAGAUGAUGUGCCAAACCCAGACGAUGUGUUCCCCUGUUCUCAGCCUCUGCCACCACACCCAGAAGUCGACGAAAUGGACCUAGCAUUUCCACAGUUUGGGGACGGCCCCGGCGGCAUGGUUGGUUUGUCAGAGCUCCCUGCUGACGUUCCUACCUAUCUCUGCCCUGGGCCAGCCGAUCAGCCAAAUAUCUUCUCUGCCACAACUGUUGAAAUUAUCCCCUCUCCAACACAGACUUUGCGACCGCGGGACCCAUCAAAUACGACUGAGCAAUCACACCAACUCAUGGAAGAGCUCAAAAGCCGUGACUCGCAGCAGGCUAGUCCCUAUACUUUGAUGUAUUCAGCACGCGAUACUCUCGAUCUCCAUGUAUCUGCGUCUCUGGAGAAGCUAGAACAACUAAGCCGGAGCGGCAAUAAUCACGUAGCUGCGCAGUUUUGCAACAUGAAAGCCAACUCAGUUUCAUUGACUGGAUUCGAAACGAUGUCUGAACUUCUUCAAGGUAAACAAGUGCAAUCGCCAGGGCAGCUACUGAGCUUCUUACACGUCGUAUAUUCUCUUUCUCUCGUCAUACAUGAGCAAGAUGCCACCAACUGGUGGGCAGAGUUGUUCACGCAGGCUGUAUCUUACUCCUCUGGAAUGUCUCAAGAAGACAGACAUGCAUACUUACAAGUCGUGGACUUCCUGUGGAAGCCUGGUGAUCUUACUGAUGAAGAGUUUAUGGAAAUUCUACAACAAUGUUUAUCCCAGCCGUCCACAAGUGCCUGGAAAGGGAAACAGCCUGCUGGGAGUAUAGGCUCCAACGACCCAUUACUCUUUAUUUCGCAAUACUUUUUAGACGAGUUAGAAUAUGCAGCCUUGCACAAUACGACGAAGCCCGAAAUUCAGACGUCCAACCUUUGCACACAACAUUUGAAAGAUACUAGUCUGGUCAUGGUUCCAAACUCCUCAUUUGGCGAAGCUGCCAAUUAUCUAAUUCUCUCUUUGUCUCAUCAAUAUCACAAUGUUGGUGGUUUUGUCACCCGUAUGAAAAUUCUCCUCGAUAAGGUCAUCUCCAAUCACAUCUCUACAGUCCGUCGCCUUGAGCUUGAGUUGUUGCAAUCUGGAAAGAUGCAAUUGCCAUCAGAAGUAUAUUUUGAGGCUUAUGUUCAGCAAGUUCGAACCCAGAUCGACUCACUUCAGAAUCGAGUUGGCCUUCAAUACCCACUUAGGCUACAAUACUACAAGCUUGGCAUUGAGUUAGCCGCGAGGAUCAUGCAUGGCCAUGAUGGGCUUGCCCUCGGCGGAACCAUUGACGAACCAGGCCCGGCAGCAUCAGGUCUUGAUAUAUCAGAGCUGCACGUACCGAUGUCGAUUGACUUUUCUUUUGACAACUUUGUUCCCUUUGAAGCGGGGUUACCUGCAGUUGAGGAGCCCUUGGAGACUGCACGGAGCACUACAUCAACGGAACAGGAACAGCAUCACUGGCCGCCUGCUACUCCCGGAGCAUCGACCACUAUCUCACCAGCCAAACAGGCCACGCCUCUCACACCCCCGAAGUCGGAGGAGACGAUGGUGUCAUCCAAGAUGAAUUCGGAAAUGUGUUGUGAUAUUUGUGGCUACAGACCGAAAGGAGACCCUAAAUGGUUCCACGGUAGCAUGGCCAAGCAUAAGAAGCUACAGCAUGGCACUAGUCCGCCCAAAAUCUAUCAAUGCCCCUUCCCCGGCUGCAAUAGCCAGUAUAAGAAGCGCCCGGACAAUUUGCGGCAACAUCAGAUCGAGAAGGGGCAUUUUGUGGAUGGUCAGGACGAGUUUAGCAAGGGCCGCAAGAGGAGAAAGCUGGAGUAG